Pocillopora meandrina is the source of this 4541-nucleotide messenger RNA. The record is from the annotation of a GenBank genome assembly. Lineage: Eukaryota; Metazoa; Cnidaria; Anthozoa; Scleractinia; Pocilloporidae.
AUGAUAACCAUGAUAACAGAAAAUCAACGGAAACCUGUGAAGAAAAGAGCCAUGUUGCCCGUGGAAUUGGCAAUAAAAGGAGAGAAGGACGACGUGGCGGCCUUUCUGAUCAGAGUUAUGUCACAUGAGAGGUAAAAACCGUUUACUUUAUAAAUAAACAUGCAUGUAUUUUCCACAUGGUAGAAUUUAAGAAGCCAGGAUAUUAUGGUCUUUAAUCUAUUUAAAAUUGAUUUCCAGGAAAAUUGAUAUUCUGAAAAGUCCUGCUUGUGAGAAAAAAUCAGUGGAGGUUGCUCUCCAACAAUUUAUUGUAAUCCCAUCCUUUGAACAAAAUACCAAACCAAUGAGGCUUUAGUAUUGAAAUAAAUGAAUGAAAAAAAAAUUUUCCUUAUGAUAACUGGAUUAAGAGAGCUUGGUUUGAGAAACCUGAUCGAACAGAGCUUGGGCACCUAUAGAGUAUUUUUGAAGUAAUUAUUUAUUUUGACUGUUACUUUUAGCAUUCAAAACUUAUUUUCCUGGACACCAAGCAAAAUGACUGAUCCAAAACCAUCCUUCUUCAGUUUCAAGGCAAUUAUUGAGAACCCUAGGAUGAAGGUGAGGUUGUUUUAUGUACAUAUAUUUAAAUGUGCCACAGGUCUACUUUAGAUGAUGACAAUGAUGAUGGUGGUGAUUAUUAUAAUUAUUAUUACUAUUAUUAUCAUUAUUAUUGUUAUGUUGUGGUAUGCAGCUACGUGGUAAAGAUCAGAUCCAGUAGUAUUAUAUCUUGGAUUAUUGAUGUUUUUUUUCUCUUUCACUGUAACUUACAUGUUCUAUAGAACUGUUUAUAAUGAAAAAGGUCAUGACUGUGUUGUUCACAGGAAACAGUGGUGGCUGUACUAGACCAGAUGAUGAGCCCUCACUGGCCUUAUCUUCCCCAACGACAAGAAAACUAUGAAACUGAAGAAGAGAGGGAGGCAAUUGAGGGAGUCUGGAAUACAAUUUCAGAUGAUCCAUUAAACUAUCAUUUCUAUUAUCAUAUAUUGGAUGGAGAUGAGGGAGGACGACCCCUAAAGAUUUUGGAUUCAGAUGGAUACAAGCAGAUAGAAAACAAACAUUUUAAUUGGAAAGACAAGUCUUGUUUGCAUGCCAUUGCAAAGGGUAACAACAAAGUGAGAUUCAGAUCUAAAGACAAUCAGAUUUUAAGAAAAUUUAUCAGUGAAAUAUGUAAUGUCUAGCUCUGUUAUUAAAAAGACAUCCAGAAAAAGUAGACACAUUUUAUACAUGACUAAUGCAUAUAACUGCAGAAAUUUGAUUCUUAGUUCACUAUCACCUUAAGUUUUGGACAGAAAUCAGUUUUUAAUUUUAUUUUUAGGAAGCUUUGCAGCAUCCUGUGGUCAGAAUGUUGAUUAAAGCAAAAUGGAAAAGUUAUGGACACUUUUUUCUAAGGUAUAUGAGUUGUGUCUGUAGCCUCCAUACUGUUAAUUUUAAAAAUAGCUGUAUCAAUUAUUUAUCAAUUAAGGCAUAUAGGUGUUGAAUUAGGUAUUGGUUAACUUUUAAGUGUAUCUAGGUGCAGAGAAAGAAAAUUAUUGUGUUUAUUUUGCCACUACACACAUUAUCAGCUAGUGAAAGCACUUCUGUGCCGAGUGAUUCAAUCUUAUUGUAGUAUUCCUUGGAACACUAUGAAUGCAUGUUACUGUCCAACUUUCUAAGCCUUUGAUUUCUCAGGGGUUUAUUUUAAAAAAAUGGACAGGUUACCAAGAAAUUUAUGUUAUAUAUCUUUAUUUGAAUUUCUAAUAUUGUGCCCUUUCUCCAUGGUACUUUUGCAGAGGUAAUUAUCAUUACUUUUUCUAUUUUGUAGCCUUCAAGCAGUAUUGUAUUGCAUCUUCUUGCUGUGCAUGUCAUAUUCCCUGCUGCAUGCCUCUACCAAACUGGACCCCACCCAUUACAGCGGUGCACUGGACUCACUGCGUAGAUUUUGCGAGGUUGUCACUCUAUUUAUGGUUGUGUUUUACAUCUGUGAGGAAAUAAAUCAGAUAAGAAUGUAAGUAAUUUAAUGCUGAGUUAACAUCAGAUUGUUGAGUGCAGAAACGUGGAAACUUGUUAAUAUUGUUAAUUAUUAUUUCACAUUUACGCCAUUUUACCAUAUUAGGAACGCACCAAGUAUGCCUGGGUGUAGAAGAGGGCAAAAAUACGGACAGAAAACGGAGUAACAAAAUGACCGCUCUGAAGCAUCCAAACACUUCUUUGUUUUCGUUUUUUUAUAGUUAAUUUUCUUAAAAAACGAACCUUAAAGCGCGUCAGAUUUUUCUUAAGACAUAACAACACAUAAACGGUUCAUUUGUGUUGUCUCACGCCUUAUACAAUCGAUACGAAGUUCAGAUUAUUUUUUCUACCAAAAACCUGCGUGGAAUGCUAGAAGAGGAGCGAUUACAUAUACUAAUCGUCUUAUUUCUUGUAUAGAGGGGCGUUCUUAUUUCUCAGAGUGGAUGACCUUGUUUGACUGGUUAGGCCUGCUGUUGAUAUUGUGUAUAGUACCGUUACGAUACAUGGAUCAGAAACCACAGUGGAUGGUGACAUCUUUAGCCUUCUCGUUUAACUUCAUAAGAAUAUUCAAAUUUUCAUGUGUGUCAAGGUAACCUACAACUCCCAAUUGAUUGCUUGAGUUCGGAAAGAGCACUGAUGAAUUAAAACUCAUCCCUUCGUCAAUCUAACCUAACAUUACAUUAAAUCUUUCCUAGGACUACAGGAUUGUACACACAAACCUUGGCUAAGAUCAUUUUACUUGACGUCACAAGAUCCAUGGAAGUUUUUAUUGUGAUCUUUUUCUCCUUCUGUGGUGCCUUGACUUUAUCACUUUGUUACUCCAGAUCCUGUGAAAACCAAGAACUUCGGUGCGUCUCUGUUGAGUAUAUCUCCUAUAUCUCCUAACAAAGCUAUGAAGUUGUACUGACAAAAAUAAUUUAGCCAUCGUUUCUUACAACUCAGUAAUAUAUUCGAGAAUUUCCUUUGGAAUUAGUUUAAUUUGAUUUGCUCUUUGCUGGUUAGAUUUUGUAUUUAUUCAAAGAAUUCUCGCCCUUUUGCAAAAGCAAUUUACUGGUAAACAUAACGCAUGCAAAGCGCAAAAACCUAACAUACUACUUUUAAUUUGGAUUUUUCUUUUAAUGGUCUUGGAAACGUUUUGUUGAGUGGACUUCGUGCGCUGUUCGAGCAGUAUCCAAUGGCGGAAAAUUACUCAACUUUUAAGUAGGUGCUACUAUUCUUUAAAGAUAUUGCUUCUCUUUGCACGUAACGACUGCGUCGAACUGAGUUGUAAAUGACAGUUCAAAGAGAUCAGAUAUUAGGUCUUUAAUAAGAAAUUGGGCUGGAUUUGGCUAGGCCUGCUGCACCAUAUGAUAAGUAACUUAUGCAUUCGUUUCUUGUAGUUUAGCCGAAGUUUGUGAUUAUUUUUAUUUUCCUGCAGCUGGCUGUCGGUUCUGUUAAUGAUGGCCUACAUGGGAACAGUGACUGUGAUUUUGCUCAACAUUCUCAUUGCACAAAUGAGUACGACAUACACACAGGCCAAAAAAGUCGCUCGUCUGGAAUAUGAUGUGGAUCGGAUUUUACAGCUCACACGGAUGGAGAGAUUUCCUUUUCUGGUAAAUAUCCGUUAUGUAAUGAGAAAGAGCGUGAACAAGUUCACGCCGAUUGCGAACGUGCAAAUGCGCUGCGUAUUCGUGCAAGUAUAAAUGAGAAAGCGGAUUGGGCAAGCACAGUGAGUGACAGUGAACGACUUUUCUCUGUGCAGAAAUUACGCGUGAAGUAUUACAAGGAGGGAGGCUGGAUCAGUGAAAUGAAUCUCGCACGAGGUCUGUAGUUUAAAAUUUGAUUUAGUCAGAAUUUAGGCUGCCGAAUUAGGCGUAUUAUGCUCUUGUGAUAUAAUUGAAAAAGUUAGUUAGCGAAUGGAAACUGAUAAUUAAACCAAUUAAGAAGUUGCUGCUGAGUUUCGCUAGAUUAAAAAGGGAAGAAAGGUUGCUCACGAUAGAAGCCCUCCUCUUUCAUUAUUUAGAAGUCUUGAAGCAAUAAGAGAGAGCAUAUUUUUUUGUUUCUUCUAUGCCAGGGAGAACAAUGUGCUGUAUCAAGUCGAUACUUUCCUACACCUAUCAAAUUGUUAAGAAACAUAGAACUAAAACGUAAUUCAAAUUUUUAGCGCAUUGAUACAUUGAAGUUUCUUUUUGUGUUGGUUUGCGAUCUUGGCUUUUUUCUAGAUCUUCUUGUAUUCUAUGAAGAUCGUAAUCCUUGGGAGCCAGUGGAAGAGAAAAUUGAAGCAAUCAGGUAAGAAUAACGCUUUUUUACACCUCUUUCGACUCUUAACUGAAAGUGAUCGAGCUCACAACGAGGACAUCGGAUUGGUUGACAAGGUGGCGCAAAUUGUUUGGUCAAAAUCCUUCCAAUACAACUGUUCAACCUACCUAAUCCACCUUACUCAUUCGCUGUUGAGUAUUGCAGCAUCCUCCUAAGUGUGUGCUGCCUUUUCCAGGAAUAUGACGAGAAAGAUUGUCAAACAGAUGAGGCCUGGGCAAGAUUAA